AUGCAUGACGGGGGACGAAUGUUCUAGAAAUUAUCAAUUUUUAUUUAGUAAAUUAAGAUAGUAUUUGUGAGAAGAACAGUAAUUUACUUGAAAGCAAGUGGCGACGUGAAUUGUUAUUGAAAAAAGUUUGAAAAAAUAUUAAUUAAUUAAUCUAACGUCAGAGAAAACAACAUGGUGAAGGAAACAACCUUCUACGAUAUUCUAGGUGUUAAACCUGGAUGUUCACCAGAUGAUUUAAAGAAAGCAUACAGAAAACUUGCAUUAAAAUAUCAUCCGGAUAAAAAUCCAAAUGAAGGUGAAAAAUUCAAACAAAUUUCACAAGCCUACGAAGUAUUAUGCGAUCCAGAAAAGAAACGAAUCUACGAUGAAGGUGGUGAACAAGCACUUAAAGAAGGUGGAACUGGUGGUGGAUUCACAAGCCCUAUGGAUCUUUUCGAAAUGUUCUUUGGUGGUGGUGGCGGUCUAGGUGGUGGACGUGGUCGACGACGUGAACGUAAAGGGAAAGAUGUUUUUCAUCAAAUUAGUGUUACUUUAGAAGAAUUAUACAAUGGGGCUGUACGAAAAUUAGCGUUACAAAAGAAUGUGAUUUGUGAUAAAUGCGAAGGUCGUGGUGGUAAAAAAGGAGCUGUAGAACAAUGUCCCACGUGCAAUGGUUCUGGAUAUCAAGUUGAGGUACAACAAAUUGGACCAGGUAUGAUACAACAAAUUCAAAGCGUGUGUUUAGAUUGUCGUGGCGCAGGGGAGCGUAUAAAUCCAAAGGAUCGUUGCAAAAAUUGUCAAGGGCGUAAAACAAUUCGUGACAGAAAAAUCUUAGAAGUACAUGUUGAUAAAGGUAUGGCACAUGGCCAGAAGAUUACAUUCUAUGGUGAAGGUGAUCAAGAACCAGAAAUGGAAGCGGGUGAUAUUGUAAUACUAAUUGAUGAAAAAGUACAUCCGGUCUAUCGAAGAAGCGGAAACGAUUUGAUAAUGCGUAUGAAUAUUGAAUUAAUUGAAUCAUUAUGCGGUUUCCAAAAAGUGAUUCGAACUUUAGAUAAUCGCGAUUUGGUUAUAACAGCCAUACCUGGUGAAGUAACAAAACAUGGCGAUGUUAAAUGUAUUAUGAACGAGGGUAUGCCACAAUAUAGGAAUCCAACCGAAAAAGGACGUUUGGUUGUACAAUUUUUGGUUGAUUUUCCACCAAUGCUUCCACCAGAAGUUAUCCCGGCAUUAGAAAACUGUUUACCACCACGUCCUGAAAUCAUUAUACCCGAUGGUGCUGAAGAAUGUACGUUAGUGUCUUUGGAUCCGGAGGAGGAAGCUACGAAACGACAACAGAAGAAUGUUUACGAUGAAGAUGAUGAUCCGCAAGAACGGGGUGGACAACGCGUACAAUGCGCAACUAGUUAAAUUUACUUACAUUAUUCAAUUGACAACACUUCAGAUGUAUUCCAAUUUAAAUAACAAUUUCAAAGCAUAUUUCCUUCAGCGCUACUAUUUCAAGAUGGUGUAAUUUUUAUUUAUUUUGAAUGCUUUUUUUCAAAAUAUAUCAAUUGUA
This is a messenger RNA of Chrysoperla carnea, 1534 nucleotides long. RefSeq names its product dnaJ homolog subfamily A member 1 (gene Droj2). The record is from RefSeq and is a predicted model, not a curated record. Gene Ontology annotation, molecular function: Hsp70 protein binding; ATP binding. The coding region runs from base 172 to 1386 and encodes 404 amino acids. The transcript is spliced from 2 exons. NCBI's taxonomy places the organism in Eukaryota, Metazoa, Arthropoda, Insecta, Neuroptera, Chrysopidae. Gene Ontology annotation, cellular component: cytoplasm; cytosol. Gene Ontology annotation, biological process: response to heat; protein refolding.